Molecule: messenger RNA, 1377 nt
Organism: Colletotrichum aenigma
Lineage: Eukaryota; Fungi; Ascomycota; Sordariomycetes; Glomerellales; Glomerellaceae
Gene: Ache-2
Product: Acetylcholinesterase
Exons: 2
Coding region: 1-1377 (458 amino acids)
Source: RefSeq, a predicted model, not a curated record
AUGCGAGUCUCCGCAUACUUCCCGGCCUGUCUUCUAGGGGUCUUACUUGAUGCUGCCAACGCAUCUCCAACACCAAGCGACGGCAUGGUGGUAAAGACAACUUCAGGUCAAAUCACGGGCUUCAUCAACUCAACACAUCCCAACGUUCGCCAGUUCUUAGGCAUUCGUUAUGGGAAACCGGCGACACACGAGUUGCGCUUUUCUCCACCUCGGCGAUAUACAAGCAACGCACCCUUCAACGCCACCAAGACGCCUGAUGCGUGCCCUCAGUUUGUGAGCACUUUGCAUAACGUCAUCAAUGAUGCGGUCACCGAAUACAACAACUUCGCCCAGAUCAGCGAAGACUGUCUCUCUCUCUCGGUUUGGGCCCCGAAAAACAUCAACAAAGACGACAAAGUGCCGGUCUUCACAUGGAUUCAUGGCGGCGGACUGCAGACUGGUUCUUCGUCUGUGCCUCUGCAGCAACCUCCGGCAUGGAUCCAGCGUAGCAAGAGUCACAUUGUUGUGGCAGUGCAGUAUCGUCUGAUCAUCUUUGGCUUCCCCAAUGCCGCUGGCCUCAAGCAGUCCAACUUAGGUCUCAUGGACCAGCGCAUGGCCAUUGAGUGGGUCAGGGACAACAUUGAAGCAUUUGGUGGUGACCUGAACAAGUUGGUUCUAUGGGGCCAGUCCUCUGGUGCUGCAUCUACGGAUGCGCAGAACUUUGCGUUCCCUAAUGAUCCUUUCGUUAAGGGCAACUUCUCAUUUGUGGCGAAAGAACUCGGUUGCCCUCCGGUCCCGGAUGCUGAGCUGGUUUGCAUGCGUUCCCAGCCAACUGAGCGCAUCGUCAACAUUCUCACGAACUACACCGAUACCAUGGCAACGCCACCUCUGAACUUCAUCGCAACUCCGGACGAGAAGUGGAUGUUUUCCAACUAUACAGAUCGCUAUGCCAAGGGCCUCUUCAGUGAUCGUCCCGCGAUCUUCGGCUCCAAUCUGCGCGAAGGAAAUAUCAUGGUCCCGUUCUCAAAGGACCCAGUGCACAUGGGCGUCAACGAUACCAUGUCCGAGAUAUUGACGCUCGCCCUUUUCCAAUGCCCAGCUGCACACUCCGCCGGGAUGCGAGAAGCCGCGAAGCGAAAGACGUACCGAUACCUGUACAGCGGCAACUUUACUGAUAUCAGUCCGUGCUUCUGGGCCGGCGCCUAUCACAUGACUGAACUGCCUCAGAUCUUUGGUACGAGGGGAGAUUUCAAAGCUGCUGCUUCAGAUUAUGAAGUCCAGACAAGUGAAGCGAUGCAGGGCUUGUGGUUGGGGUUCGCACAGAAUCUGGAUGCUCCAGAGAAGGCUGGUUGGCAAGAGGCCUACAGUGGAAAGAUGAUCAUGUUCGGAGCGCCUUGA